GGGGAGUCAGCCAGCGCGAGGGCGCCUGACUGAACGCAUUGGAGGAGUGCUAGCUAGCCAUAGCCACAGCUUCUGGCUUCCAGUUUACAUAUAUAUGCUUUUACAUCAGACUUUCUGAGCAGGUUUGGCAGGCAUCUAAAUCCAAAAGCAAGAAAUGGCUCCCAAGAAGGCAAAGGGAAAUAACGUGCCACAGCCUCAACCACUGAUUGGACGGUUUGGGACCUCAUUGAAAAUAGGAAUCGUUGGACUGCCCAAUAUAGGGAAGUCAACCUUUUUCAACGUACUGACAAAGAGUCAAGCUGCAGCUGAAAAUUUCCCCUUCUGCACCAUUGACCCAAAUGAAAGCAGAGUGCCUAUCCCCGACGAACGCUAUGAUUUCCUCUGCCAAUUCCACAAGCCUGCCAGCAAGGUGCCGGCGUUCCUGAACGUGGUGGACAUAGCAGGCCUGGUGAAAGGGGCUCAUGCCGGCCAGGGCCUAGGAAACGCCUUCCUGUCCCACAUUAGUGCCUGUGAUGGCAUCUUUCACAUGACACGCGCUUUUGAUGACGAGGAGAUCGUCCACGUGGAGGGCACGGUGGACCCAGUGAGGGACAUGGAGAUCAUCCACGAGGAGCUGAGGAUAAGGGAUGAGGAGAUGAUCGGACCCAUUAUUGACAAGCUGGAGAAGUCGGCCAUCAGGAGCGACGAGAAGAAACUCAAACCUGAAUACGAUGUAAUGUGCAAAAUCAAGACCUGGGUACUGGAUGAAAAGAAACAUGUCCGCUACUAUCCCGAUUGGAACGACAAGGAGAUUGAAGUGUUGAACAAAUACUUGUUUUUGACGUCCAAGCCAAUGAUUUACCUCGUUAACCUCACUGAGAAAGACUACAUAAGGAGGAAGAACAAAUGGUUGGUGAAGAUCAAGGACUGGGUGGACAGUCACGACCCCGGGGCGCUGGUCAUCCCGUUCAGCGGGGCUCUGGAGAGCCGACUGCAGGACAUGAGUGAGGAGGAGAGGCUGGAGCUCUACUCCCAGCACAAGACACAGAGUGUCCUGACCAAGAUCAUCAAGGCUGGCUAUUCAUCCCUUCAGCUCGAGUACUUUUUCACAGCGGGACCUGACGAAGUCCGUGCUUGGACCGUUCGAAAAGGAACCAAGGCUCCACAGGCGGCGGGGAAGAUCCACACAGACUUUGAGAAGGGCUUCAUUAUGGCGGAAGUAAUGAAAUUCCAGGAUUUUAAAGAGGAAGGCAGCGAGAACUCUGUCAAGGCAGCCGGAAAAUAUAGACAGCAAGGCAGGAACUGUGUGGUAGAGGAUGGGGACAUCAUCUUUUUCAAAUUCAACACACCCAACCAGCCUAAGAAGAAGUGACCGACAAGCAGUCUGUUAACCAACAACUGGACUGUGCUGCAGGAGAGUGCCUUCUCUUUGUUUCAGAGAGAGAGAGCGAGGCUCGCGCGUCUCGAUCGCUACCUGCCCACAUGUCCCAGGCUAACCUUCCCACAGUUAUAUUAUCCCUGUUUGUUUUGCUGUCCUGGAAUAUCCAGCCCUCUCCCUUCUCCGUGCCAAAGCACAGGUCUACUAAACACUGACAGCUUUGCUAUUUAAGAUCAGGAACAGCCCCCCUCUCCAAAUUGUAAGAGCAUUUGAAGAAGCGCACGACUCUCCAGAUACUUCAUUAAUCUCCAUCAGGGGUGCCAUCCCUGACACAGCUGACAGCGAGGACAAUGCCACCUGCUCCCCUUCCUCUUCCACAGAUAAUGCAUGUUUUACAGUAGCCCAGAUGUCUACACUCAAUAAAACAUUUGACAAAACCAGGCUGUGUGUGUUUGGGGA
This is a messenger RNA of Hypomesus transpacificus, 1816 nucleotides long. Its product is annotated as obg-like ATPase 1. The coding region runs from base 155 to 1351 and encodes 398 amino acids. The transcript has 11 exons. NCBI's taxonomy places the organism in Eukaryota, Metazoa, Chordata, Actinopteri, Osmeriformes, Osmeridae. The record is from RefSeq and is a predicted model, not a curated record. Gene Ontology annotation, cellular component: cytoplasm. Gene Ontology annotation, molecular function: GTP binding; ATP hydrolysis activity; ATP binding.